UUCAAUUUCUUUCUUUUUUACUUCUCCAAUGGCCGUCAACUUUACAACUCCACAAAAACAUGGCACUUUAUCACCUCUUGCAGCUCUAUUCAAGUUUCUGGCUAUUUUUUUAGGACUUGUUCUCCUAAUGUUUUACAUCUCUUUGCAAGAAAACGCUCACUUUUACCAAAAUUCCGAUCUCUUGGCAAACUUUACGCAGAGAUGGUCAGCUUCUAUUCCCAUUGCUAAAACUCCUACCAAUAUAAGUCACAUUGUCUUUGGUAUUGCUGGUUCCAUGAACACAUGGCAGCAGAAAACCUCAUAUGUCAAAUCAUGGUGGAGACCAAAUGUUACCAGGGGUUAUCUCUUUCUAGAUAGAGAGCCCACAAUGGAUUUCCUUCCCUGGUCUUCAUCCUACCCUCCUUUUCGUGUUAACGAGGACUUCACGAAACUAAGUUCAUACAAGAACAUCGAAUGGUCCGAUCAUGUACGAAUUGUACGUUCGGUUUUGGAGAUAUUCAAGGAAGGUGAUGAAGAUGUGAGAUGGUAUGUAAUGGCAGAUGAUGAUACAAUCGUUUUUGUUGACAACUUGGUUGAGGUUUUAGCAAAGUAUGACCACACUAAAUACAUGUACAUUGGAGCUAGUUCUGAGUGUAUUAUAUCCAACUUUUAUUUCUCAUUUGAUAUGGCAUUUGGUGGAGGCGGUUAUGCUUUGAGUUAUCCACUAGCUGCAGCAUUGAUAAAAAUUUUUGAUAAGUGUAUUCAAAGAUAUAUCCAUAUUUUGUACAGUGACUUCAUGCUCUACUUCUGUUUAUCUGAUCUAGGAGUUUCUCUAACACAACAAAAGGGGUUUCACCAGAUUGAUCUUGUCGGAGAUAUAUCAGGACUAUUAUCUGCUCAUCCACAAGUUCCUCUAGUGUCCCUUCACCACCUGGACACCAUAGACCCAAUCUUCCCCUUCAAGAACCGCUCAGAAUCAAUUAACCACCUUAUGAAAGCAUCAAAAGCAGACCAUUCACGUCUGCUCCAACAGACCAUAUGCUACCACAGACCAAGUAAAUGGUCGUUCUCUGUCUCAUGGGGAUAUUCUGUUCAUAUCUAUGAAAAUAUAUUCCCUCGAAGUUAUCUACGCACACCAAUCGAGACGUUUAGACCUUGGAAGGAUGUCAGUCCACCACUUUACAUGUUCAACACCAGGCCUUGGCCUCCCAAGGAUCCAUCUUGUGAAGCCCCUCAUGUUUUUUACUUUGAUUCCAUUGAGAAAAAGGAAGGAGACCAGAUUGUAACUACUUACGUUCGAGCAUUUCCGCGGGAUUCAGCUUCAUGUUCUUCAAGUGGAAGUCUUUCUGCUGAUCCCAUUACCAAAAUUCAGGUCUUUUCAUCGCCUGCAACCAAACGCAUGGAGGGUGUAGAAAUAGAUUGUUGCAGUGUUUUACAUGAGGCAGGCAUGGACACUACCAAGGUCAUAUACAGGAAAUGCAUGAAAGAUGAAAUAAUGUCCUAAAAUGUUUGGUAUACAUUCUAAGAAUAAUUAUAUAUUAUUAUGUUUGGUUAUUAUAUUAAGAAAUUUUUUUUUUCCUUUCAUAAAAAUAUAUUAAA
Molecule: messenger RNA, 1578 nt
Organism: Ziziphus jujuba (common jujube)
Lineage: Eukaryota; Viridiplantae; Streptophyta; Magnoliopsida; Rosales; Rhamnaceae
Exons: 3
Coding region: 29-1483 (484 amino acids)
Molecular function (GO): acetylglucosaminyltransferase activity
Source: RefSeq, a predicted model, not a curated record